Messenger RNA from Morone saxatilis (striped sea-bass), 1671 nucleotides. It is a transcript of the gene arfgap2, whose product is annotated as ADP-ribosylation factor GTPase activating protein 2. Lineage: Eukaryota; Metazoa; Chordata; Actinopteri; Moronidae. The record is from RefSeq and is a predicted model, not a curated record. Gene Ontology annotation, molecular function: GTPase activator activity. Gene Ontology annotation, biological process: COPI coating of Golgi vesicle.
AUGCACCACCUGAGGGUAUGUUUCGACUGUGCAGCCAAAAACCCGAGCUGGGCGAGUAUCUCGUACGGUGUGUUCCUGUGCAUCGACUGCUCUGGCAUCCAUCGCUCCCUGGGAGUUCAUCUCAGCUUCAUCAGGUCCACUGAGUUAGACUCCAACUGGAACUGGUUUCAGCUUAGAUGUAUGCAGGUUGGAGGAAAUGCCAAUGCGACGGCGUUCUUCCGCCAGCAUGGCUGCUCCACAAACGACACCAACGCCAAGUAUAACAGCCGUGCAGCCCAGAUGUACAGAGAGAAGAUCCGGCAGCAGGCAAAUGCUGCGUUGUCUAAAUAUGGCACAGAUCUCUGGAUCGACUCCUCUACAGGAGGCACGCCUGCUGUUCCUGAGAAGAAGGAGGCAGACUUUUUUGCAGAACUUACACAGCCUGCUAAUGACUGGAACAUGGCGCCGCUGUCCGAGCAGAACGGAGCCGCUGUCACCCCACAGCUGACGGACACGACGGCUAAAAUCCAGGAUGACAACCAGCCAGAGGACGGUCCCAGCAUCGACGGCCUGAGCACCUCACCCAAAGCCUCCAUCGAGGAAUCCAUGCGUCUGUCAUCACAGGAAGGAUGGACACCCCAAGAUGUGAAGCCUUCCAUCAUUGGAAAAAAGAAGCCCAUGGCGGCCAAAAAAGGGCUCGGUGCAAAGAAAGGUCUCGGUGCCCAGAAGGUGAGCAGCAAGAGUUUCUCGGAGGUGGAGAAGCAGGCGCAAGUGGCCGAGAAGCUGAGAGAGGAGCAGGCUGCUGAGGCGAAGAAACAAGCUGAGGAGUCCAUUGUGGCCUCGAUGCGUUUGGCUUACAAAGAGCUGGAGAUUGACAGGAAGGUGGAGGAGAAGAAGCUUCAGAACAUGGAAGGCAAGAAGAGAGAGCAGGCCGAGAGACUGGGCAUGGGCUUCGGCACCAGGAGCACUGUGUCUCACUCAGUGAUGUCAGAGAUGCAGGUGAUUGAGCAGGAGACUCCUGUCGGAGCCAAGUCCUCCUCUCGCUCCAAACUGGACAUGUUUGAUGAGCCUGGUUUCACCUCCGGACCCCCAAAGUAUAAGGACAACCCGUUUACAGUGGGAGACAGUUUUGGAUCCCGGUGGGAUACCGAGGGAGGGACCGCCUCCUUUACCACCUCCUGGGCUCUGGAGAAAGAGGACCCCAAAGAGGAGGUCACCAUCUCUAGUAUUCAGCCAAUCGGAGAGAGACUUCCCAGCAGAAGAAAAGCCGAGGUUUCAGCUCCAGUGUCAGAGUCCAGCGAGGCCAGACAGAAGUUUGCAAAUGCGAAGGCGAUCUCUUCGGACAUGUUCUUCGGCCGGGAGAGCAGCGCAGAGUAUGAUGCAAAGACAAGACUGGAGAACAUGUCUGGAAGCACCUCCAUCAGUUCAGCUGACUUGUUUGGGGAUGGCAGUGACAAUAAAGGACGGGCAUCAGGCUUCGACGGCGUGCUCCCCUCCGGCCCGGACAUCGCACAGUUCAAACAAGGAGUGAAGACCGUAGCGGGCAAGAUGGCUGUCCUCGCCAACGGCGUGAUGAAUACAAUCCAGGAUCGCUACGGCGCCUACUGAUCAGCCCCGAGAGCGGAGCACCAACCUGUGGGAAGACAUACUAACUAACGCCUGUGUAGAGCCAACCAGCCUCCUCACUGACAC